GUCUCCCGCGCAGCCCCGCCGCCUUCCCCCGCUCCUCUCCUUCGCCCGCGCCGCCCCGCGGCCGCGCAUCCCUCGCUGCCGGCCCUCACCGCCGCGGCUCGCCCCCGCCGCCCCACGGUGGCCAUCGACCUCGUCGAGAUCGAUGUCAACUUCCUCCGUCCUCAGCGACGAGUUCAUUGCGCACUGCCUGGGGCUCAUCCCCCUCACCUCCGCCGCCGCCAUGCAAAUGCGCUUCUCCCGGGACUGCAACGUUUGCGACGGCGACGGCUUCUGCGAGUACUGCUCCGUCGAGUUCCUCCUCUCCGCGCGUGCCACCGACUCCGACCAGACGCUCGAGGUCACAUCCAACGACCUGAGGUCCGCCGACCCCAAGGUCUGCCCGUCGACCAGACUCGCACCUAGCAGCAGGCGCUCAAUCAACACUGACUUCGAGCCCAACGCUGGGGAGCAGAGGGGAAUACUUACUGUAAAGCUGAAUCGGGGUCAAGAACUGAGGCUUCAUUCCAUUGCUAGGAAAGGAAUCGGCAAGGACCAUGCCAAAUGGUCACCAGCUGCUACCGUGACUUUCAUGUAUGAGCCUGACAUCGAUACAUUGGCGCUUGAUGAGAAAAGAAGUUGGGUAGAAAGCAGCCCUACAAAAGUAUUUCACCUUGAUCCUAUUACCAAACAGUACUGAGGCUGCCCCCACGGAUCAUGAAAGAUGUCUCUGCAAGAUGAUUACAUGGUAGCUCUCAUUAUACCAAUGGAUGAAGAAAAGUAUGGUAUUAGGAUUCAUCCAUCAAUACAAUUGAAGUAUCCGAAUUGUUCACAGAAUGCCCGUACUAUGCGGGAGAACUUCGUCAUCGAUGUGUUGGCGGCAGAUUUGAAUGCUUAUUGAAAACUUACUUCCUGCGAAUACCUUAGCCGCAUCACAGGCAAGAAUAUAAAUUAGAAUGUACUGUAUAUUUAUUUAAAUAUUUAGUUGAUUUUGGCGAUAAUGGUGAACCAAUGGGUUUGAUUUAUCUCAAUACGUUUUGGAACGACAAUGUUAUGAUGGAUUAUGUGAUUUUU
This is a messenger RNA of Panicum virgatum (switchgrass), 1050 nucleotides long. RefSeq names its product DNA-directed RNA polymerases II, IV and V subunit 3-like. Gene Ontology annotation, cellular component: RNA polymerase II, core complex. Gene Ontology annotation, biological process: DNA-templated transcription. Bases 143 to 676 code for a protein of 177 amino acids. Gene Ontology annotation, molecular function: protein dimerization activity; DNA-directed RNA polymerase activity. The transcript has 3 exons. Lineage: Eukaryota; Viridiplantae; Streptophyta; Magnoliopsida; Poales; Poaceae. The record is from RefSeq and is a predicted model, not a curated record.